Bombina bombina (fire-bellied toad) is the source of this 1403-nucleotide messenger RNA. It is a transcript of the gene CNOT9, whose product is annotated as CCR4-NOT transcription complex subunit 9. Lineage: Eukaryota; Metazoa; Chordata; Amphibia; Anura; Bombinatoridae. The record is from RefSeq and is a predicted model, not a curated record. The coding region runs from base 1 to 981 and encodes 326 amino acids. The transcript has 7 exons. Gene Ontology annotation, biological process: negative regulation of translation; mRNA catabolic process. Gene Ontology annotation, cellular component: CCR4-NOT complex; CCR4-NOT core complex; P-body.
AUGAAGCUGGACGCUGCGCUACACAGGUUUGAGGUUCAUGUCUCUAGGAGCCUGAAAGAAUAUUUCUCAGAGAUGAGUUUACUACUUGCACAACUCUCUGAUCAGUUAUCCGCUGCAUGGGACAGACAAGAUGGCGGUGGUGAUUUGGGAACUAAUGCAGCUACUAAAAUACUGCCCUUACAUAUGCUGAAACUAGCGGUCCCUUUGAGAUCAGAUGAAGCCCCAGCAAAAGCAUGCAGGAAUGUUUACAAGCUGAGAGGGGAGCAAUUGCAACUUCUCAUGAAAGAAAUUGUAAAUAUCUAUCCAUCAAUUAAUCCACCAACCUUGACAGCUCACCAGUCUAAUAGAGUCUGCAAUGCUCUUGCACUUCUUCAGUGUGUUGCUUCACAUCCAGAAACAAGGUCUGCAUUUCUUGCAGCACACAUUCCUCUGUUCCUGUAUCCAUUCUUGCACACUGUUAGUAAAACUCGGCCUUUUGAAUAUUUGAGACUUACUAGCCUCGGAGUAAUUGGAGCUCUUGUGAAGACAGAUGAACAAGAAGUCAUAAAUUUCCUUUUGACUACAGAAAUCAUCCCAUUGUGUCUGCGGAUUAUGGAAUCUGGAAGUGAACUUUCUAAAACGGUUGCCACGUUUAUUCUUCAGAAAAUUCUCCUUGAUGACACAGGCUUGGCUUACAUCUGUCAAACUUAUGAACGUUUUUCUCAUGUUGCAAUGAUAUUGGGGAAAAUGGUCCUGCAACUUUCUAAGGAGCCAUCUGCUAGACUGCUGAAGCAUGUAGUCCGCUGUUACCUCCGCUUGUCUGACAACCCAAGGGCUCGAGAAGCAUUAAGGCAGUGCCUUCCUGACCAACUGAAAGAUACUACUUUUGCCCAGGUACUGAAAGAUGAUACCACAACCAAACGCUGGCUGGCACAGCUGGUUAAGAACCUGCAAGAAGGUCAAGUUACUGACCCAAGGGGCAUACCCCUUCCACCUCAAUGACCUUCUAUCAAGAGAAAGGAAUAUAAAGUAGUAGCAUGUGUUUGCAGAGCAAACCGCAAGAGGGGACAAAUAGGUGGUGGGGUGGACAUAGGAAAAGUAGGGACGAAAUUAGAAUGAAUACUGUUGCUCCCUUCUGGUAACAUUUGCUGAGUUGCAUCCAAAAGCAGAUGAUCCACCACCCUGUUAAACAAGUGGUACAGGUUUCUACACCAGCAAAAAAAAAGACUGCAGUUAUUAAGCACUGACUAAUUGUAUUCUUGUUGAGCAAGAGAUGGCUACUUCAAUUUUUUUUUAUUCCCUGCUGCGUUGAAUCUUAAUAAGCAAUGGAGCUGUGAUUGUCUUUCUCCUGGUCUGCAGUCCAGUGAUUAUCUCCUGACUCCUACUGUUUACAAAAAAUAUAAAUAAAAUAGUCGGCCUAUUUA